AUGUAGAAGUAAAUAACCAAAAUUAAAACAUGAAUGAGUUAAUAAAAUUGUCACCGAACGAAUAUAGGCUUUAUUAAAUUUAAUUUUCUUUAUUUAGUGAGGAUUCUAAUAGGCAUUACGGUUGUAAAUUAAAAAGCGCAGUGUUGAAAUUCGGUGAUUUCACGCUAUAUUUGAUUUAAUAUUUUAAAAGGCGGAUACUUCGUUAUUGAUUGCACACUUAUCGAAAUAAAUUAACACUAUCAUUAUGGACUUUGGUCGAAUAGACCUGACUCUCGAUCCUCAAGAAGAAGUUAGAUGCAGAAAAAGGUUUCGACCAAUUAUCAAGGAAUUUGGCAGUCGAACGAAAUUCACUCACAAGGAGCUGGAAGGGCUGUUGAUAAUCUACCACAAACUGACCAAAAACCAACCCAUGGAUCGCAAGUACUUUCGAAGAGUUAUGUUUACCAUACUGAACUUCCAGAACGACGCUCUGAUCGACCGGAUCUUUUCGGCGAUCGACAGAAACAACAAGCUCGUAGUGACCAUGGAUUCCUGGAUUCUCGGGAUGUCGAUAUUCCUUCGCGGCGACCUCAAUGAGCGCAUCAAGUUCUGCUUCACAGUCUACGACAUGAUGGGAGACGGUUACAUCAAGAGAGAACAUAUGUUUCAGGCUCUGAAGAACAGCUUGCGGGGCAAUCCACAUGACGAGGAUCCAGAAGAGCAGGUGAAGGAUAUGAUCGAUAUCAUCUUGAAGAAGAUGGACCACGAUAGAGAUGGGAGGCUCUCGUAUGAGGACUAUCGGAAGUCCGUGUGGGAGAACCCCAGCCUGCUGGAGAUCCUUGGGUACUGCCUUCCCGCCAGACCUGCAGUGUACAUGUUCAUGACUACCUUCACCGACCUUGUCAGCACCCUGCACGUUAGAAUGAUGAAACGAAGGACACGCCAUCAUUCUGAGUAAUAUAUAAUAUAAGUCCAUUAUAUUAUUCGAAUAUCUAAAAUAUAAAUGAUGAAACUAG
Molecule: messenger RNA, 995 nt
Organism: Homalodisca vitripennis (glassy-winged sharpshooter)
Lineage: Eukaryota; Metazoa; Arthropoda; Insecta; Hemiptera; Cicadellidae
Product: EF-hand calcium-binding domain-containing protein 1-like
Exons: 1
Coding region: 245-937 (230 amino acids)
Molecular function (GO): calcium ion binding
Source: RefSeq, a predicted model, not a curated record